UUAGACACACUAUUCAAUAAUACAGUUUAUGAGAUUCGUUAAAAAUUAACGAGAUGUCAAGAAACGAUUACUUAUAUUAAAAUAAAAGUUGACAUCUGAUUUCAGUUAUAUUAGAUCAGUCAUACGAUAUUGCUUACCAAAAGAAUCUUCAAAAUGUUGUGAUGUAACACAUUCAUCAUAAAGAGGUUGUACAAGCUCUCGAGUAGUGUAUAAAACAGUAGCAUUUUGUGAUACUGCCACUCAAUUAUUACUGUAUUCAAAUUAUUUUUGCUCGGGUUACAUAUCAGCUAUUUUGUGGAAUGGAUAUCAACUUUUUUUAUUUUACUAACUAAACAGAGAAAAAAAUGAAACAGAAUAAUAUUUUACUCCUUUUAAAACUCGUUUUAUGUACGAGCAUAAUGAGUAUCCAUUCAUUCAUCACAAGUUCUGCUUUUAUAUAUUCUUCAAUUAUUUUAGCACAACUCAAAGAUCCGUCAUUUGAUAUCCACAUCGACAAUGUGCAAGCUUCUUGGAUCGCUAGUAUACCGAAUUUAGUAUGCCCCAUUGGUUUAAUUUUAACCGGAAUUGUGACUGAUAGAUUUGGCCGUAAAAGAGUUCUUCAGAUUUCGUUUGUACCAAUGAUCAUAGGAUGGUUCAUGCUUUAUUUUGCCAAGAAUUUUUAUUUUAUUUUAGUUGCUAGAGUCGUACUGGGGCUUUCAUAUGGUAGUGGCAUAGUGGUGUCUAUUUACGCUGCUGAAAUCUGUCCCACAGCUCUCAGACCAAUGUUUUUGGCUGUAACUAUUGUCUAUACCGGAUUUAGUAUGCUUUUUGCAACUCUGUUGGGCAUAUACUUUAGCUGGAGGAUAUUAGCUGCGAUUUAUGGUGUGCUCGGUUUAUUUGGUGCAUUGGGCUUAUUCAUCAUACCAGAACCACCUAUAUGGCUUAGAUCCCGUGGUCGAAAAGAUGAAGCGAUUAGGGCAGAACAAUGGCUUGGCUUGGAAUCAAUGUCGGUAAAGGAAGAUGUUGAAAUACCGAUUGCACCACCGAUCGAACAAGCCAAGUUGCUUUCGUGGUCUACGUAUACAGCAUCCAAUAUAUGGAAGCCUACCGUUCACGUGAUAUUCUUUAUAUUUCUUCAACAAUGCUCUGGAAUUCACGUGCUAAUGUCCUAUUCAGUGGAUGUGCUCCAUGACUGUGGCGUUCAAAAGGACGGAAUUACUGUCACCAUGUACCUUUCAAUUGCACGGCUAAUUGGAAGCUUAACCUAUUUUCUAUUGUCUGGUGUCAAACGUAAAACACUUACUAUAAUAUCUGGUUUAGGCAUGUUUGUGUGGAUGUCCGUAAUUGUGGGUUACAUUUACGAAUUUGAAAAUACUUCAGAUACAUCUUAUAAUAAUUGGCUAAUUGUUGCAUUUUUCUUGUACGUUUACUUUUCCAUGUUAGCUAUGAUGCCAAUACCUUGGAGUAUUUCUGGUGAAAUAUUUCCUAUGCAUGUUAAAGGUAUAAUGAAUGCGUUUGUACAAUCCGUUGGAUAUGAAAUACUUUUUGGUGCUACAAAAAUAUAUCCUACUCUAGUUGCAAUAAUGGGAAUAAAAAUAGUUUGGACCUUCUUUACUAGUACUUGUUUAAUAAUUGUCUUGUAUGGUUGGCUUUUAUUGCCAGAAACUAAAGGAAAGUCACUAGAUGAAAUAUUAAUCGGUUUCGAAUCUAAGAAAAUAAAAGACAAAAUAAAAAAUUUACCAUAAUUUUUAUAUAGAUAAUAGACAUUGAUCCUUAACUUAUUUUAUAUCAAUUUUAAUUGUAUGUAACCUAUUUGUAAUUAUUAUUAUGAUUAUUUAUUAUAUAUAUAUAAAAUGUAAAUAUUUUUUUAAUGCAAUCCUCAAAAAUUAUUCCUAGAAAUACUUAUAUGAUAAUUUGCUUUUAAAAAAAUAAUAUUAAUACUUUUACUAAUAAUUAUAAUUUACAAAUUUGUAUUAAAUUGACAUCCUAUUAUGUUUUUAAUUAAAAUUUUAUAAAAAAUUUGAUGGAAAAAUAUUGAUUGUAAUUGAUUUUCUUUUUUUUUUAAGUAGGAAAUAAGAUAAAUGUAUUAUGAUAAAAAAGAUUUAAUAUUACACUUAAAUAUUUUUUAAUAACUUAAUGAACACUUUAAUAAUUACUUUAAUUUAUAUACGUUAAAAAAUAUUUUUCUUCUAAUUUUGUAAUAUUUAAUUGUCCAAUCAAUCAAAAUUUGUAUGUAUAAGUAUUUGUGAAAAACUAAGAGACUGACAUGGAAUAAAUUGUAAAUAAAGAGUACAAAGGAAAUACAUAGUAAGUUGAAUUUUUAUAUCAUUGAAAUGAAAUUGACUGUCAGUUUAUUUACUUAUAUUUUAAUUUCUUUUUGAAAACUAUGUAAAUUAUUUGAUGUUUUACUAGUUGUUAACAAUUAAAAUAACAAUAUUUUUUUGUACUA
This is a messenger RNA of Daktulosphaira vitifoliae (grape phylloxera), 2428 nucleotides long. RefSeq names its product facilitated trehalose transporter Tret1-like. The transcript has 6 exons. Lineage: Eukaryota; Metazoa; Arthropoda; Insecta; Hemiptera; Phylloxeridae. The coding region runs from base 345 to 1724 and encodes 459 amino acids. Gene Ontology annotation, biological process: transmembrane transport. Gene Ontology annotation, molecular function: transmembrane transporter activity. Gene Ontology annotation, cellular component: membrane. The record is from RefSeq and is a predicted model, not a curated record.